UACAGCCUAUAUACCACCACAGUAAGUUACAAGAAAAUUCCGUUCAGAAUCAGGAAACACCAUCUAAGCAAACUGAAAUAAUGAAAUCACCUUCUUUUGAUACACGCCAAGGUUUCGAACCGUCAAAGUCAGUUGGAAUAUCAAAGCUAUUCCAAACUGCAAAACCUACCGUGACAUUCCAGUACCCUUAUGAUUUGGAGCACUUCGAAACUGUCGAUGCUGCAGACUCUACUAAAUUUGAACAAACAUUCAAGUUGACACCAACAUUUGAGAAACCAGAAAAACAUGGCUAUGAAGAUGAAAUCUACAAGGCAGCUUCAAUAACUUAUGAUAAAUUCUACAGUCCAAUUCUUGAAAAGGUGGAUAAAAUUUUAAACGAGCUCGAGUUCUUCGAAGAACCCUGCCGAGAGAGGUUGAUUUGCAGCAUGUAUAAGUAUCCAGACAAAUUUAGUCCCCACAGCAAUUUGAUAUCAGCAGAACUCAGUAGGGAUUCUGAGGAACUUCAAAAACCCACUUCAACCAAUGCCGCUGUGAUAAGGUUUUACAGAUAUGUUCAAGCUGCCAGAGAUGGUCAAGACAAGAGGGACUGUAAAAGACUGUAUCCAUCAUGCGUUAUCAAUACGGAAUCAUAGAAUUUCCAAAGAACGAUAUUUUUGUAGAAUAUCAAAAUGGCCAUAUAUUAACUCACUCAUUUUAGAACAUAUGUAGUCUAUCAAAAUACCUAAACUAUUGGUCACUCAGCUAUAAAAAGUGAAUCUUUCGCACAUUUCUAAUUUAUUUUCAUCACUUGAAAUGACUUCUUGAGAAAAUAGUUCAAUCCCUCAAUAACAUGUAGUUUAUAAAAAUCCUUGAACAAAUGAAAAUGACUGCGGUUGACUUUUCACAGUCUUUUUCUAUUUACAGAUAAGAUUAUGUAUAAUUUUGAAAGUUUUGACUUCUGUCACAGAAAAGGUACACAUAAUUCAGUACACAUCAUGUUUCCUGUGAAAAUUUAGUUUACUGCAAAUAUAUUGCACUUGUAUGAACAUUUCCAGUAAUAGUAAUCACAUACAAUUCUAAUAUGAAACAUUGAAUGAAGUGGAAAAAACAUGCAAUUUUUUUUGCCUUGCUUCUUGUGAGGAGAGUACUCAGUAUUGUUCUAAAAGUGCCAUGUUUCAAAAUUGGCUAUUUUUUCAGAUGGUGCUGAAUUUAUCGUAAACUCAGAAAAUAAGAUUUUCAUUUUCUACCAAUCUUUCUAUCCACCAUAUUCU
Molecule: messenger RNA, 1250 nt
Organism: Leptinotarsa decemlineata (Colorado potato beetle)
Lineage: Eukaryota; Metazoa; Arthropoda; Insecta; Coleoptera; Chrysomelidae
Source: RefSeq, a predicted model, not a curated record